Peronospora matthiolae is the source of this 342-nucleotide messenger RNA. Lineage: Eukaryota; Oomycota; Peronosporomycetes; Peronosporales; Peronosporaceae. The record is from the annotation of a GenBank genome assembly.
AUGUUGCCGACAGGGCAGCUUGUGCAUGUAAUUAACUCGACAGAGUUUGACGAGCUUCGUCGUAAGCUACGGAUGCAAACAGCGUCUCGUCGAUAUCGCAAGCGGAAAAAGGAGAAAUCACGCCAGCAAAAGGUGGAAAUCCAGGAGCUCCAAGCGGAAUUGGCUCGCUUGCAAGAAGCCGAAGCGCAGUGGAAACAGUAUCAGAAACGCUCGAUUGAGUCUCUCCAGAAAGAGCUCGAAAUGCACGAACAGGAAGCCAUCGCUCUUUCAAAGAAGGUACAAGAUGGAGCGAAAGAAGAAUUCGAUUGGGUCGAGGUGAUGAGCGGCCACCUUCGCAAGUAA